AAGACACGUCUGUGGGGAGGUCAGCCAGAAACUGAAGACAGAGGCCAUGGAGAGGAACGGCACUGCCCGUCCCCAGACGCCAGACCCCACGCAUCACUUCCACGUAGCGCUGCUGGAUCAGCGACGGAGGCUGCGGGGUCACAUUGCUCACCUUCACAAGGCAGCUCGUAAAAUCAACAAGCUUCGCAAAAGAUCCCUGAUUGGCAACAUCAGUGGGAGCUCACUGACUGCCGUGGGAGCAGUCACGGCCAUCGUGGGGCUGUCCCUAAGCCCAGCUACACUGGGAGCCUCCCUCCUGGCAUCAGCAGUGGGUUUGGGCUUGGCCACUGCAGGGGGGGCUGUCAGCAUCACCUCCGAUCUCUCUGCUGUGCUCUGCAACUCCCAGGAGGUGAAGAAGGUGCAGGAAAUUGCAGUGACUUGUCGGAAACAGAUGAGGGAAAUCCUCGGCUGCCUGGAAUUCCUCCGCCGUGGGCAGGGCCCAGGGGACCCCAAGCUUCUCCAGUCAGAGAAGAGAGCAUCCAUCUCCCUGUAUAACUCCGUCUGCUUCAUGGUCUUCUGUGGCUCCCACAGCUUCCUUGUGCCAGAAUACACAAAAGAGGUCACAAAAGUGAGCCAGGCCAUGCUGAAGGCCAAAAUCCAGAAGCUGGCUGCCAACCUUGAGAUCUGCACCAGGGCAAUGGACGAAGUCUGUGAACUCCUUGAGUCCAGGACAGAGCUUUCCCCACGGAUGAGGAAACUCAGCUUGGGGGCUAGAACCACUACUGAGACCCCAAGACCAUCCAGCUGAAACAGUAGUUGCCCUAUAAUGAAACCAGGCUUGAAAACACUACAUAAUUCUCACCAUUAGCACUGCUACCUGUUGCUGUUGUAAUAUUGAUGGUGCUCGUCCACAUAGAUGCACACAGCUCUUGUGCCUUAUUUAUAUCUGAACACAAAACUCUCCCUGAUAGCAAGACAGAGUUACAUACAUACACAGAUACACCCCACUGCCUCACAGCAGCCCCCUGGCUCAAGAUAGAGGUCAUGAGGGACACGUGGACUACUGGGUACGUGGCAGCAGAUCCAGGAGCCAGAAUGCAGGGAUAGGCGGCCAUUCCUCAGUUCCAUGUUUCCCCAUCCUCCUCCAUGACUCUGCUUCCUCAUGUAGCAGAAAAAAGCAGGUCAGCAGAGUGAUGAAAUCCCUGCAGUCUUGGUGCUGACUGACCCUGGCUUGUGGAUAACUCGUGAAUCUAUGAAUGCUGAAGGGGCUGUGAUACCCUCAAAGAGCCACCAGCCACCAGCUUCCAGUAGAGCACAGCCCCGUUACCAAGGUACAUCUGGGAAGGCUGUUGAAAGGAGCAGCCCCGGAUAUGACAGACGGUGUGGAUGGCUCAGUCGUCCCAGGGUGAAACAGAGGAGCCAGAAACUGUUAUCCUUUAUAAAGAAACCUCUCCAGGCUGAGAACUGUGAUGUUUGUGUCCUAUUUAUUUACGUGAGAUGUUUUUAACGUUUUGAUAUUGUAUUUUAAAGUUUUGAUAUUUUAUUUAAAUAUUUUGUUUUUCCUUUUAAAAAGAGGUCUCUGCUCCAAAGGAGUGCAGCUGUUCUUAGAGGCAAAGCAAGUCUGUGGCAAGUGAGAGCAAGUUACAAGUUCUUUGGCUGUGAGGGUAAGUCCCUGUAGGAAAGGGAAAGAUGAAUGCUGGUAGUCAUAAGAUAGGUGAACUGUGGUUAACCAGUGACAGAUCUUAGAAACCAAAACAGGGAGGAAGAUGGGUCAGUGACCCUAGGACCAGAGCCUGCCCCAGGGGCCUCUCUGGGGAGAAGAGUAAGUGUACCUCUUGGAGCAUGGGGGGAAGAGUAUGCUGGUGUUAUGGUCUAAGCUGGAGACCAGCUGAGAGAAGAGCACACCUGAGAGGUGGUAGUGCUGCUCUCUGUGCAAACAGCCUGUGAGACCCACAGCGGUUGUCUGGGGAGGGAGGAGGCAGCACACACAGAGAGCUACACUUAGCAAAGCUUCCCAGGGAAGGCUUCACAUCAGCAAUACGUAUAUUGGUACUAAUAGUCAACAAGGGUGCAGAAGAGUAGGAUGAUUCAGUGGUCAGAGCACUGAGGAAGCAGGAGGAAUGACUUGGACUCAGUUUCGUCUGUCUUCAGUGACUGUCCUGCUAAGGAUGUCCUUUGUGAUUUUCAGCCCCUCAGUGCCUCAGUUCUCUGUGCAAAAAUGGGAACAGUAGCACUUCCCUACCUCACAAGGAUGUUACUGCGAUAAGUAUUCUGAAGUGCUCAGGUGCUGUGGUGAUGGAGAUCAUGUCAGUACCUGGAAGAGCUGCAAGGAAGAGACCCCAGAAUCUAGCUUGAGACAACCAGAGAACUUAAUGCAGGACCAAUUCCGCCCCUACUAGUAGAACUCAGGUGGUGAGGGGAACUUUCCUUAGGAUUGGUGAAUCAAAAUGAUGAAAAAGCCAAUUUGUAAUUCUAUAGCACUGAGCAUACUCCUGGGGAGGGCUAUACUCCAACUCACAAAGCUCAACUCCAUCUUAAGUUGUCUCUUUCUGUCAAGACUUCAACAUGUGUUUUGACGUGUAAAACAAAAGCUUUUGUCCCUCAGAAUGUGACUCAGUUGUCUGUAAUGCACAUACCUGUUUGCUGUAAGGGGAAAGUACACUGCUAGUUCCAUUAAAUGAAUAUGAAGUA
Molecule: messenger RNA, 2670 nt
Organism: Gallus gallus (chicken)
Lineage: Eukaryota; Metazoa; Chordata; Aves; Galliformes; Phasianidae
Gene: APOLD1
Product: apolipoprotein L domain containing 1
Exons: 2
Coding region: 47-787 (246 amino acids)
Biological process (GO): lipid transport; lipoprotein metabolic process
Cellular component (GO): extracellular region; membrane
Molecular function (GO): lipid binding
Source: RefSeq, a predicted model, not a curated record